AUGCAAACGAGAUCUCAAAGAAUGAUGAAUGAGCCCAAUGAACAAUCCACUGGGGAUACAAGAAGCAAUGGUCCUCAAGACGCUCGGACUAUUGAUGAGUCUUCCCCUCAGGUGGAACGCGCGCACUCUGGUGCGAACGAAGAUUCCUCGUCGGAUGAUGAACUGUACAGUGAUAAUGGAAUUUCGCUGAGCAGUGAAGACGAAGAUAUCAGUGACUACGUCAGUGACCAAGAAACUGAUGUUCGGUCAUCCAUGGAAUCUCAUCGAAGAAGAAGACGCCAAGAAUCCUUUUCCGAAUCGGACUCUGACGAAGACCAGUCUCUCUAUUAUCCAAACGCAAAACGUCGGCGGGUUGAGGAAGAGUACUUGUCCGACUCCAGACAAGAACGGAUUAUGAGUAACGUUGUCAGUUGUCUUGACAAGGGUUGGCGUCCGCUUGACGAGAAGCAGAAUCGCUUGAAUGAAACCGAUGUCUUGAAAUUACUUGAGCAAUUUAAUCGUGCUUGGAAGUUUCGGGAGUCAAUGGAUUCUGCCUUCAAGAAAGUCCUGUAUGGACACCAGGUUGUGAUUUCAAAGACCCGAGCUAACAUUUUCGCGGCUGCGAUGGAAGAUGUUCUUGGCCUUGACAAAGCCAAAGGUUGGGCUACUAGCGUCUUCGCGAAACGCUUAUAUAAGUGUCGGACGUUAGAGCAGUUCCAACAAGCCUUGUGGGGUUGUGAGUUAAUUCACCCUGGGGCUUUAAUGGCUAAAAUGUAUGCUUGGUGUCAUCCUGGGUUACUCCCUCCAAAGUUGUUAAAGGAAGCAUCCUUGGAGUCCUUCUGGUUGGACACAGUCCAAUUGCCUUUCUGUGGCAGCAAUGGUGACCUUACGUUACUCUGCAUUGUCAAGGGGUACAAGUGGCAUGUUGCUCUCAAGUAUGGGAAGAUUAUGAUUAAGAUUCUCAUGAAACGCAAUCCUAACUGGUGGAAGUUGCCAGCCCCGCACUAUGACAUGCUGAAGUUCAAGGAAUGGUGUGCUGCUAGAUCGGAAUUGGAGCCUGAACCAUUUGAUUACCUGUCUGUAUCGGCCGGCUCAGGUCAGCUGACCUCGAAUGUUCCGCCUUCGUCGGUGGACCCUAAGGCCUUGGAGCUAAUGCAAAUGAUAUUCAAAGGCUCAAAGAAGUUCCAGAAGAAAGGUAACAGGAAGAAGACGCAAAACACCAAUCAGUUGACGACUGGUGGACAAGGUACGAGAAGAGACUAUAGCAAGUACAUAUGCCAUGCUUGUGGGGAGAAAGGGCAUUUGGCCAAGUUCUGCCCUCAGAAGGAUGAGCAAAAAAACGCCUAA
Messenger RNA from Diutina rugosa, 1326 nucleotides. Its product is annotated as zinc finger CCHC domain-containing protein. The transcript has a single exon. The record is from RefSeq and is a predicted model, not a curated record. Gene Ontology annotation, molecular function: nucleic acid binding; zinc ion binding. The coding region runs from base 1 to 1326 and encodes 441 amino acids. NCBI's taxonomy places the organism in Eukaryota, Fungi, Ascomycota, Pichiomycetes, Serinales, Debaryomycetaceae.